Molecule: messenger RNA, 1605 nt
Organism: Plasmodium adleri (nom. inval.)
Lineage: Eukaryota; Apicomplexa; Aconoidasida; Haemosporida; Plasmodiidae
Product: mitochondrial processing peptidase alpha subunit, putative
Exons: 2
Coding region: 1-1605 (534 amino acids)
Cellular component (GO): mitochondrion
Molecular function (GO): metal ion binding
Source: RefSeq, a predicted model, not a curated record
AUGAAGAAAAAUAUACAAUGUUUGAAUAUUUUUUAUAAAACCAAAUGGAGAAACAUACACAACAGUAGUAUUGUGAGGUCAAAAGAAAAUAUGAAUCUUCAAAAAAUAUAUACAGGAGAAAAACAAAAUUUUAACAAAGUAUCCUUUAAGAAAGAGAAAAUAGAAGAUGUGAUUAAAGAAGUAAAGUUUGAUUAUUAUUAUUUUAAUGAAGGGAAAAAAAAUAAAUACAAAGAUAUCCCAUUAAAUAUAUCUAUAAUUAAUGAAUCUGAUUUCCCACCAUUUAAGGCAGUUGAUGAAAAACUUCAUUUCUCAGUUUUAGAAAAUGAUUUGAAAAUUAUAUCAACCAAUAGAAACAAUAGUGUGUGUUCGAUAGGUUUGUAUGUAAAGUGCGGUUCCAGGUACGAAGAAAUAAACGACAAAGUAAAUGAACAAGGUAUGAGCGUAAUGCUUGAGAAUAUGGCUUUUCAUAGUACGGCACAUUUAUCUCAUUUAAGAACUAUAAAAUCACUUGAAAAAAUAGGAGCUACUGUUAGUUGUAAUGCCUUUCGUGAGCAUAUGGUUUAUAGUUGUGAAUGUUUAAAAGAAUAUUUACCUAUUGUUACUAAUUUAAUAAUUGGUAAUGUAUUAUUUCCAAGAUUUUUAUCAUGGGAAAUGAAAAACAAUGUAAACCGUUUAAAUUUAAUGCGUGAGAAAUUAUUUGAAAAUAAUGAAUUAUAUAUAACCGAAUUAUUACAUAAUACAGCAUGGUAUAAUAAUACCUUAGGUAAUAAAUUAUAUGUAUAUGAAUCUAGUAUUGAAAAUUAUACAUCAGAAAAUUUAAGGAAUUUUAUGUUGAAACAUUUCUCACCAAAAAAUAUGACAUUGAUAGGUGUUAAUGUGGAACAUGACGAACUAACCAAAUGGACCUCUAGAGCUUUUCAAGAUUAUGUUCCUAUACCUUAUACAAAUCAAAAAGAAAUAACACCCAAAUAUACAGGUGGAUUUAUAAGUGUAGAAGAUAAAAAUGUGAAAAAAACAAAUAUUGCCAUUGCUUAUGAAACACAAGGUGGUUGGAAAAAUUCUGAUAUGAUUACCUUAACAGUAUUACAAACAUUAAUGGGUGGUGGUGGCUCUUUUUCCACUGGAGGUCCUGGAAAGGGUAUGUAUUCAAGAUUAUUCUUAAAUGUUUUAAAUAGUUAUAAUUUUAUUGAAUCAUGUAUGGCCUUUAGUACUCAACAUUCAGAUACUGGUCUUUUUGGAUUAUAUUUUACGGGAGACCCAUCAAAUACCUCUGAUAUAAUAAAAGCUAUGGCAUUAGAAUUUCAAAAAAUGGAUAGAGUUACUGAUGAAGAACUUAAUAGAGCAAAGAAAAGCUUAAAAAGCUUUAUGUGGAUGAGUUUAGAAUAUAAAUCAAUAUUAAUGGAAGAUUUAGCUAGACAAAUGAUGAUUUUAAAUAGAAUAUUAACAGGAAAACAAUUAUCAGACGCUAUCGAUUCAAUAACAAAAGAAGAUAUACAAAGAGUUGUUCAUAAUUUCUUGAAAACAAAACCAACAGUUGUUGUUUAUGGAAAUAUCAAUUAUUCACCUCAUUAUGAUGAAAUAUGUAACAUAUUAGCACACAAAUGA